AUGGUCAGCUAUCUGCACCUGGAUGACCCGGACGAGCGCCAGCCCACCGUCGGUCCGCAUUACGUCAAAGUAACCCCCGACCAGAAGCAUCUCCUCGUGACGGAUUACUUUGUGCAGACGGGUGAGAUCGGGCUGAUCAACACGCCGGCCGAUUUCAAGGCGUUGUACGUCGAUCCGAAUGAGGAUGGGAGUCUGAGCUCCAACAGGAGUAUUAACUUUAGCAAGGAGAUUGGGAUCGCGGUGGAGGUAAGCCGUAUUUGA
Messenger RNA from Aspergillus thermomutatus, 261 nucleotides. RefSeq lists its product as uncharacterized. The transcript has 2 exons. NCBI's taxonomy places the organism in Eukaryota, Fungi, Ascomycota, Eurotiomycetes, Eurotiales, Aspergillaceae. Bases 1 to 261 code for a protein of 86 amino acids. The record is from RefSeq and is a predicted model, not a curated record.